AUGGAACUCUUCUAUGAAAAGCUCGAUGCUCAUAUUCAAAAUAUGAAUGAAAAAUUUCGUAAUAAAUUUGUAAUUAAACAAGCAAUGUAUGAAGAUACUGUAUUGAUAUUGAAAGAGGGAUUGGGUUCACUAAGAAACAGACAACCAUUUACAAAACCAGUUGCACCUAAACCGAUUGUCUCAUUGGAUUUUCUUACACGAUUACAAAUGGAUCUCAUUGAUAUGAGAAAUGUAUCGGAUGGAAACUUCAACUGGAUUUUGCAUGUCAAAGGCCACUUCUCCGAAUUCUCGUGGGGUUAUCCAUUACAAACAAAAGAAGCCGUGGUUUUUGGUCAGCAACCGAGAUGUGAUCUUGAAAUGUGGAAAAUUUUGGCUGAUUCUGGCAUUGAAGAUGAGGAAGAUUUACCUGCGGAUUUUGCCGAACAAUUAAAUGAACAUUUGAACGAUAAUUCAGUUAUUGAUGUUCCACCCGCUUGUCUCAAUCCAACAAAUCAUCAUAAACGUAUUCGAGAUGAAGCAGAAGAAAAUUAUUUGAAAACCAUUGAAAAACGUCAAAACCUGUAUGAUGCCGCUGCACAACGUGCUGCAUACGUCAUUGGUGAUUUAGUUGGACUAAAAAGCGAUCGAGUUGAUCGUACAAAUGUUACAGCCAGAAUAUUACUCUGUAAAAUUAUGUCAAUUCAAAUAUUGUCCAAUGAUACAAAUAUGUAUCGGUUAUGUACAAAAACAUGUAUUCUAUCUACAUCGUAUCAAAUACAUGACUUAGGGAAGCCGUCAAAAUUCGCAUCGGUGAAUAUUUUAACCGGUGAAUAA
This is a messenger RNA of Didymodactylos carnosus, 813 nucleotides long. Lineage: Eukaryota; Metazoa; Rotifera; Eurotatoria; Philodinida; Philodinidae. The record is from the annotation of a GenBank genome assembly.